Mesorhabditis spiculigera is the source of this 1476-nucleotide messenger RNA. The record is from the annotation of a GenBank genome assembly. Lineage: Eukaryota; Metazoa; Nematoda; Chromadorea; Rhabditida; Rhabditidae.
AUGAGGAGAAAGAACGAUGCAGGCGACUUGGGCUUCUGGCUCUUUCAAACGAUGUGGUCGCUCAAGCUCAGGCUAUCGACUCAGUGCUUGCCCGUGCUCACGAAGUCGAAGGAAACCCGAAUGCUUCUGUUGAUGAGCUCCGCCGGGCCGCCGACCAACUCGAACAAGGCCGCCCUCUACUGGAUACCCUCAACAACGACUACGAGAAGAUCAAGGCACUCGGAGGCGGAAACGCCUGAGGGCGAGGAGCUGGCCGUUGCCACCCUCGAGCGUUUCGGAAAGGCCACCGAAGCCAUCAACACGGCCAACAUCAGCGCUCCCAAGACCGUGCCGAUGCCCUCGAGUCUGGCCGAACUCGUUGACGAAGCUAACCGCCUCGGCCGCGACCCAGAAGCCCUUCCAAGCAGCUACGAACCGACGGCCGGCGAAAUGUGCGUGAACAACUUUCUACUGCCUUCCUGUCCGAGCUGCUCGACCCACUCGAGAGUGCGUACGCCGAUGCGCGAUUCUUGGAUGCUGACAUCGAUCAAGAAGGUCGCCCAAUAUCGACAACUUCAUGGCCGAUCUAGCCGAGAUCGAGGAGAACUGGAGAAGUUGAAUGCCGUCGAAGCGGCCCUGGAUAAGGCUCGCAAGCAGAAUGCCAACGAGGCUGACAACGAGCGAUUGCUGCUGGUUCUCAACCUGCAGCUGGAGCAAGUCGAACAGCUCCCACUCGACAAUGUGUCUGUUGAACAACUGGACGCUAUCGAGAAGCAGCUCGAGUCUCUGAAGCCUGCUGGAGCCGACCAAGUGCCGCCACAAGUCCAGGCACAGCUCGACAAGAUUGCAGAGCUGAAGGCCCGAAAGGACAAGCACGACGCCGAUGUGGCUCAACUUGGAGCCGCUCUUGACGACAUUCGCAAGAAUCUCAACGAAGCCGACAAGCUCGCCCAUCCCACGAAGAAGGGCAAGAAGGGCAAGGAACAAGCCGUCGCACCAACCACCGAUGCGCUCAAGGAAGUGGUGGCCAAGCUGGAGAACGAGGUGCUACCAGCCCUCGCACAAGUCAACAAUCAAGCUGCCUCCACCCCUGGAGUCGAGCCCCAGCUUCAGGCUGCCAACGAGCUUCAAGCCAAGGCUCAAGAGCUGCUGGCUGAUGCCCAGAAACGGCUGGACGACCAGAUGGCCGCCGAUGAGAAGGCAGCUCGAGUCGAAGCCAAGCUCCUCGAGAUCAUGGUGACCCCAGAUGGAAUCGGCGCUUCGAAAAGUACCGCCGAGCCACCGCACUUCCAUCAAGGCAAAUUGCACAAUAUAAUAUGCAGUAAAACGCUCAUUUCAGGGGACUCGAACGAGGAUUUCAAGCAGAACCUGAAGCGUUUGGAGCAUGCCAAAUGCUUCAAUCCGAAGCGGGGCAGCAUUUCCGAUUUGGCAAUAGCAAAUGUGUUGCUUCGAGGCCCGGCUGGUGCCUGGAACAGCCCGGCGUCCAACGAAAAACUU